CACUACAUCGCGUCGUACACUUGUCGUACACCAACUGGCGGAGAUGCUGUCCGUAUAUCCGUAUGACUUAGGGCUAUCCUACACGGAUUUGCAUAGCUGGCAUAUGCAUAGCACAAGACCGUCCACACCAAUGAGCAUCGAGUAUUAAGUCGCCAUAUUGAUUUACAUACCAUAGCAUAGACAUAGACAUAAGCAUAACAUAAGAAAUAAAUAAUUCCAUACGAAUGACAUUUCUAUGCAUAUGGUCUAUGUACAGCCAAUGAAAAGUAAGCACGAAUUUUCGCUCAGAUCAUGCGCGAGUCAAUCGUUUGCAAUCAAGUCAGUCUUAGCUAACCUCAAAAAAAAGAAAAUAUAUAAAUAGAGAGUAAGAUACAUAUUUGUUAUACAUUAUGGGAGACCAUAAUAAUUAUUCGUUAAACAGAAGAGACGAAGGAGAUGACGAAAGUGUAGUUUGUGUAAUAAGUAAUAAAGAAGGUGAUUCAUUAUUAGUAGACCUCGUUAAAGGAUAUCCACAUCUUUAUAAUAAAGAAUGCAAAGAUUUUAAAAAUGUUAUUAAAAAAAAAACUCCUGGCAAGAAAUAGGAACAAUUUUAAACAUGACAGGUUCUGAUUGUCAAGCAAGAUGGACAAGGCUGCGUGAACGAUAUUCGCGUGAAAAAAAAGAUCGGGAAAGAGAAGCAAGAAGUGGAAGUGGAAGUACAAUAAAGCCAACAUUUCAUUUAUCUAUAACAAAUGUGAGUUCCAGACAUAUAAAUGAGUCAAUAGAAAAGUUAGACUUCUCAAAUACAUCGCAAAAUCGGAGCCUAUCUUAUAACGAAGAUAAUAUAAUUAAUAAACCAAUUUCAAAGACUGUAAAUGCAGUGGCUUCUACAAGUUUACCUUCUGCAUCUUAUUCUUCUGCAACAGAAAAGAUAGAAUCAUUUGAUAGUGAUGAUGAUUUUCCUUUAUCGCAUUGUCCAGAUGUAUUAGGAAAUUACAACACUGAAUUUUCUUUGUUAGAACAUUCACCAACAGUUUUAAAAAAUCGCAAACUAGUUUCUCCACUAGCACAUUCAAAAUCGUCAUGUAAAAGAAAAAUUUUAUCCGAGUUAAAUGAAGAAUCUCUCGACUCUUCGUCGCCUAAAUUACCACAAUUACCCAAACGAUUAACGAAAAAAACAAAAGGCACAUCUUCAGAAGAUAGAAUGGAAGAAUCUUUUUUAAAAUUAACAUCAGUAGUCUCAUCUCAUUUGGAAAACAAAACUCCAAAUAUAUUAUAUGAUAUAACAAAUGAAGAUGACAUUUUUGCCAAAGCAGUUGCAUGUCAACUGAAAAAAAUAAUGGAACCUGUAAGGUCUCGCAUGAAAGGUCAGAUUAUGAAGAUAUUAUAUGAUCUGUGAGAGAAAAAUUUUAUUUUAUAGAUAUAAACAUUUUUUAUAACACAGAAGCAAUGCAUGUAUUUAUGGUAAUUUUAAUUUUAUAAUCAUUAACUUAAAUUUAAGAUAUAUAAUUUGUGAUACAACAAUUUUAUUUUAUAGUUAUAAACAGUUUUUAUAACGCAAAGG
Messenger RNA from Ooceraea biroi (clonal raider ant), 1543 nucleotides. RefSeq lists its product as uncharacterized. Lineage: Eukaryota; Metazoa; Arthropoda; Insecta; Hymenoptera; Formicidae. The record is from RefSeq and is a predicted model, not a curated record. Gene Ontology annotation, molecular function: DNA binding.